Messenger RNA from Lachnellula hyalina, 1821 nucleotides. RefSeq lists its product as uncharacterized. The record is from RefSeq and is a predicted model, not a curated record. The transcript has 2 exons. The annotation marks the transcript as partial. NCBI's taxonomy places the organism in Eukaryota, Fungi, Ascomycota, Leotiomycetes, Helotiales, Lachnaceae.
AUGUGGGGAAGUUCAACUACUUGGGCGCAAUUGCAGAGUAGCAUCAACCAGCUUGCAACGCUUAAUCAAGUCCCCGAGCCGCCGAAAGAGAACACUCUCUUGUUAGGACAGUCGACUCAUCGAUUAAAGAUCAUGCGCGAGAAUGAGAUUGCUAGCAACCUGGCAUUCCUAUCUGCAACCUCAGACGAUAGCCUGAAAGUAAUGGCUGUGUGUGUUGAAGAACAUGUCAGCGGAACGGGAGUCACGAUUCGGAUUGCAUCAAAUUCUGGAGACCUUCUAGAAGUCACAAGCGGAUUCAAGAUUCUUGCUAACUCCUUAGAGCAGGCUGCGCGGCGAGAGAAUUUAAAAGACGCAGAUAGAGAUGCCCUCUUUCAGAAGGUAAUUUCUUUAGAUCGCAAUCGAAUCUUGUCUCGAUUACGGUCACGCCAUGCUAGGACUCGCAGGACCAUUGGAAAACAACCCCUUAUUACUCAGCUGAAUGAAGCUCUCCACGAUAAGAGUACGAAAGCUCGCCCGGGAUUUAAGAAAGGUAGCCUCGAGGCCAUGAGAGCUAAGGCACAAGCUCUAAAGGUCUUGUUCGUCAGACUUGAGCAUAUAUCAGAUCUGACUUUGGAAAGAGUCAAUGCUGAAGACAUUAUUCGCGGCAUAGUGAAAGGAGCGCACGAAAUUAGCAAAGAAGCGAGUCUUAGUACAGCUCUCCAAACAUUCUCGGGAGAUCCAAGCUUGAAACAUCACCUGCCAGAAGCAGUUGGCAAGCUUGGUCGAUACUACUCUGCAUCAUUGGAGCUCGUCUGUGCUGCCAGGGAUAGGACAUGCCGGGUUUUCGAAAACAUCCAAGUAAAGCCAGUUGAGGUUCUGGUGCCCGCCACCAGCCAGAAAGUAGCAGAGUAUAAGGUUCACGCUGAAAUACAGCUCCUCUUCUUCUACGAGCUUCAUCCAUACAUCCCGCGACCAAGAGUCAUCUGCUCGAGUAAGAGUGCUUGCUACCUGUGCAAUCUCCUCUUCGAACUCCACCGUGGCUUCAAUAUACCUCGCACUCACGGCAAGUUGUACACUAAAUGGAUCUUGCCCCAUUGGCUAGAUGUCCCCACCGAGCGUCGCGGAGAUCUUGGAUUGAUUGCAACCCAGCUGAAGGCAGCACUAGACAGCAAGAUUCAAUCUACCCUAAGAUCUAAGAAAAGUAUAUGCUACCAUCCAAAUGAAAGCAUCUUGUCACCACACGCACAUUGGCCAUCAUCAUCUGCCCUUUCUAGAAAUUUGUCGCCACAGCCGUCAGCCUCAACGUCUACACUUCGGCCGAGCUCCAUGCCCAUUCGGGAGGCCAUAACAAAUCGCGAAAUAUCCUGCACAGACUUACCUUUCACUCCACCGACAACCACCCCGGAGCGAUCUCCCAGUAGUACUUUAGAAACGACAGGAGCUAUAGAAGCCAUUAAGCUUGAGGACAAGGCGGGGGGAGUAGCAGUUCGGGAUAAUGUGUCACUUGUAAGUGUCGGGAACCACGAACUUCCUUACAGCCAAUCGAUUACGAUAUCGACGCCUUUACUACACUUGCAACUUAGCAAGUUAUCCCUUGCAAUAGAGUUGGUGCAGGUGACCACUGGUCACUUAUCGAUCACACGUGUGAAAGAUGACUCGACGAACAGAGACAAGAACCGUCGCAGUAUCAAAGUAGCAGAUAUCCCAACGAUAACAACGUUAAGAUUAAACUGCCCACCCAACUCAAAUAAGCUUUCAUUCCAGCUACAAUGCUCUCCAACAGAAGAGUUUCGUAUUGUGUUUAUAUGGGGAGCAGACCAAGGGAUCUGUAGUCAAGAGACU